AUGGCGCGCAUCGCUAGCUGCUCUUCAGCGUUGAUUCUUCUCAUUACGUGGAUCACAAGAUGCAACGCAGUGCCACAUUAUUAUGGGGCUACCUGCCACUACGUGGAGAAGAUCAAUUACGACACACAGAUAGACGAACCGUACCUGACUAACACUUUUGACGAUGGAAGCAUCAUAGAGCAUCAGGAGCCGUUCAUCAGGAGAUGUUCUAGUGUACUAAACGCUUACCACCUGUUUUUUGUAGCUCACUGCAUCCCAAAGUGCCUUGAGGAUACAGGUGAAUGCAGCCUUGCCGACAAAGCUUGCAUAAUGACAACAGACGCAUCAUUGGGGGAUGAUGAAAACCAAAAGACAGCACAAGCACCACAAGAGCUGCGGUAUCGGGAGCCUGUUAAAGAAAAACCCGACGAUGUUGAAAACCAAAAGAAACCAUUACAGCAGCUUAAAGAAACGCCCUCUCUGGAGCCUGUUGUUGAAGGACGACCCGACGGCCAUUGCCAUGUUUUCUGCGGCACGUCAGUGAGGACCUUCGACGGCCUGACUUACAGCUUCCCACUACGGUGUCGACAUUUCUUGGCGAGCCUACCCUUGUACAACGUGGAUUUCGUUACCGACUUCCCCUGCGGAAACAAGACGUGCAAGAGUACCGUGUCUAUAUCAUACUCGACAGCGACUGUGGAUUUGCUACCAGAUGGCAUCGUACAUGUGAACAAAAGAAGGGUCAACCUGCCAUUUGUGACAGCAAAUGGUAUCACUAUCUUCAAGGAAGGAGUGUACGUGGUCUGCCGUGCGAUUGACGGUACUAAAGUGUCAUUUGAUGGUAUCAGCGGUGUCGUCGUCGCUGUCAACAAACUUCAUGAGUCAGCAUGGGAAGCAACCGAUGCCUACAGCCUGUGUGGUACCUACGACAACGAUCCCACAAAUGACCUCCGUGGCCACUCUGUCAAAGAAUUUGCUGACGAAAUCCUGGUUCCAGAAGACGGAGUUGUUUGCACAAAGCCAGGAGCAAGCCUCCUUAAUCCGUUUGAUAACCUCAACGCAGUUAACAAGGGUAGAGUCCUGAGGGCCUGUGACGAGUUUGCCACCGACCAGCUAUUCCAGCAUUGCCGGUCCCUGCACAACGUGCAGCCAUUCUACAAUUCCUGCUGGUUCACUCUGUCACUCGCUCUGCUGGAGGGCUCAAGCUUUGAUCAAAGCCUGUGUGAUGUCUUUGUCGAAUACUCAUCGUCAUGCUCGCGGUAUGGCGUACCUGUGGAGUGGAGGUCAACUAACUUCUGUCCUGUUGCUUGUGAUCAUGGCAUGGUAAACACGGAGUGUGGAUCCGCUUGCCCUCAGACCUGCGAGACACUUUUCUUUCAUUCUAAGUGUGGGAAUGAGUGCAUUCCAGGCUGUCAGUGUCCACCAGACACCUACUUUGAUGGCGACGCCUGCGUUGCUAAGGAAAGUUGCCCAUGUCCUCAAGCUGGUGAGAGUUAUCCUUCCGGUGCCUUUAUGAGGGACGGAUGCCGAGAUUGUGUUUGUUUCGAGGGGAAGCUCCAGAAAUGCACGACACACGCCUGUCCUGCCACCUGCACCAUCUUGGGAGGCCGCCAUUUUAGCACGUUUGACGGCAAAAGCUACGAGUACCACAGCAACUGCAAGCACGUGCUCAUCCAAAACGCGCCCGUCGACAGCCCGGCCUUUGGCAUCUUCAUGGCUAAGACGAAGUGUAGCGACGAGGAGUGGCAAUGCAAUGACGUUCCGGAAAUCAUCAUCACAACUCCGGAUGGUACUCAAUAUGAACUUUUGGAAGCUGAUACGGUGACAGUAACUGCCCAUAACGCUGCAGCAGCCCAAGAGCUGAAGUUGCCAUAUUCUCGGACAGCCGACAACAGUACAAUCACCAUCACCCGUCUGUCGUCUGUUUUUACACGGGCGUCCAUGCCAGUGCUUGGUAUAGAACUGAUGUUGGGAAGUGACAACCGCAUCUAUCUCUCAGUAACUGAGAAUUUGUUUGGCAAGGUGGAAGGCCUUUGCGGAACCUACAACAGAAUAACUGCCGACGAUUUCCAAUUACCCAACGGAGUUGUUGCGAGGGUAUCGCACCUCUUUGCUCCCAGAUGGAAGUCAAACUCCCAAUGCAAAAACACCCGAUUCGAGGAGAUUUUGGACUACUGUGAAAAGAAAAACAGCCGCAGAGACGAAGCUGAAAACACCUGCAGUCAAUUGACAACAGAGCCGUUCAAAGACUGUGGCCUUAAGGUCGACCCCAAGGCCUACCUGGAGAUGUGCAGGGACGUCCGUUGCAAGGCCCCUUACUAUAAAGGGACUGAGUGCCUGGCCUUUGCUGCUUACGCUCUGGAGUGUGCUAAAAUGGGUGUUGUUAUUGACUGGACAAGCCAGGAUCUCUGCCCUGUUACGUGUAAGGGUGGAAAGGUGUACAAGGAGUGUGGCUCCGUGUGCAAGGUGUCUUGUCGAGAUCUGGGGAAUAGAGAUGACUGCCAAGAACAGUGUGUCCAGGGAUGCCAAUGCCCCAAUGAUAUGGUAUUCAGCGAACGAUUAGACAAGUGUGUUCCUGUACCAGAAUGCCCAUGUCAUUUCAAUGGACGUGUUCAUGCGCCUGGGACAUCAUGGAAUAAUAUUUGCAACAAAUGCUCCUGCAAAAAUGGUGUUGUUCAGUGUACCGAUAAAAUCUGCACUGCCGCAGGUGAGGAAUGCACGGGAAGCCAGGAGAACAUUGAGUGCGUUGAGUGCCAGCGUGAAUGCCAAAGCCUGCACCUGACCUGCAGUGAGACCGAUUGCACCCCAGGCUGUGGCUGCCCAACUGGUACCGUCCGCACCGCCGACGACCAGUGUAUGCCAGAGAGUGACUGCCCCUGCUACUUUGAUGGGCGAAGCUACGAGGAUCUUGAACCUUUCCGUGUCGACUCAACAUGUCGAGGAUACGGAGAACCCCAUUACAUGACAUAUGAUGAUCGGCAUUACGAGUUUCAGGGUGAUUGUAACUACGUCUUUACAACGGACGAAUGUGGCAUUGCUGGUAGAAAAAGUAUCUUCAGUGUAGUCGUGGAGAAUGUUCCCUGUGGUGCAGGCCAGGUGGCCUGCACCAAGUCCGUCCUGUUCACCCUGCUUGAUUUGCAAAUAUCCAUGGUGAGGGGCUCAGAUAUUGUCAUCACCCCUGCACCACCUGCACCAACAGAAGCCAAGUACAGCAUAUUGCACUCCGGCAUCUUUUUCAUCAUCAAUACCAAGCACGGGAUCACAGUGGUAUGGGAUUUUGGCAUGUCAGUCUACGUCACAUUGGACGGCACCUUCAAAGGCCAAGUCUGCGGCCUGUGCGGCGAUUUUGACAAAAAUGCUCAGAACGACUUCCGUACCCGGACUGGCGAGUUGGAGGCCACGGCUAACGCCUUUGGCCACAGCUGGAAGACUAUCGAGAGCUGCCCUCUACCCCCGGCUCCAGUCCACCCUUGUGAUUUGAACCCCGAGCGACGUGAAUGGGCGGAGAGUGCUUGCAGCAUCAUCACCGAAUCUGGCUUUGCGUCCUGCCAUGAUUAUGCUGACCCUAAACCCUUCUACGACAACUGUGUCUUCGAUAGCUGUGGCUGUAACCGUGGGGGUGAUUGCGAAUGUAUGUGUACUGCCGUCAGUAAUUACGCAGCUGUUUGCGCCAUCUUGAAUGCACCAGUGCCAUGGCGAUCCGAUGGCAACUGUGGAUUGCAGUGUGACAAUGGCAUGGAGUACCAAGCCUGCGGGAAGGUAUGUCCUGAUAAAUGCUACGAAACCCCCCAGGAGGAAGAUAAUGGUUGUGAAAUGCAUUGCGUGGAGGGCUGCCACUGCCCCGAAGGCACCAAGCUGUGGAAGGGCGAGUGUGUGGAUGACAUCCAGUGCCCAUGCAUGUACAACAACCAAGAGGUAGAGCCAGGAUUCGUUAUCAUCGAGGACUGUAGGAGAUGCGAAUGCAUUGGGGGCAACAUAACAUGCAGCGGCUCUUCAUGCACAACUCCACUUUGCCAGUAUCCAUUCCUGACGGAUCCAGACGGGCAGACUGCACGAAAUAUUUCAUUCUUGAAGGAGCUUAAACCAGAGCUGGUUUGGGUCAACAAUGACACAUCACUAGGGUUACUCAAUGGAAAACCGUAUAACUUUACUGCAGACAUUGGUGUAGUUCAAGUGCAGUUUAAUGAGCUUCGUAGAGUGACAGCUAUAACUGUUUAUGGAGAUGAACAACCAGAGGACACCGAGUCAGCGGGUAGCAAUGUAGAUGAACAACCAGAGAACUCAGCGAUAGUAGUGUACAGAAAUACUGUCUCUAAUGAAGACAUAAUUGUGACGCCCUCGAGUGGAGCUGAGAGGUUUACAGUGGAUUGGGAGGCACCAACAGUUCAAAAGUUCAAAGACAGUGUGGUUGCGGAUGAAAUACGUUUGAUUAUCUAUGACUACGGACGUGGCAUUCCCUACCGCGUUGAAGUUUAUGGAUGCCCGCUCAUCCCUUCAACAACAGUAGCCGUGACAACAACUGCAGAGCCACCAUCUGCCCCACAAGCUUGUCCUCUUGGCCUUGAGCUAGUUGCUGAAUGCAAGGAUUGUCGAGAUCGAGUAUGUCAUGAUGGCAACUGCUACGAAGUUGUAAUAGCGAAACCACUGGAGAAAUGCUGCGAGUGCUCUCAUGGAGCAGUGUUUAAUGGGUCCGAAUGUGUUCAUCCGAAGCAUUGUCAGUGUGUCGACGCAAGCGGUAAACUCAGACAGGUAGGAGAGUUGACUAUUGUGACCAGUUCCUACCAAAUGAGUUAA
This is a messenger RNA of Patiria miniata (bat star), 4773 nucleotides long. RefSeq names its product SCO-spondin-like. Gene Ontology annotation, cellular component: extracellular matrix. Gene Ontology annotation, molecular function: protein binding. Lineage: Eukaryota; Metazoa; Echinodermata; Asteroidea; Valvatida; Asterinidae. Bases 1 to 4773 code for a protein of 1590 amino acids. The transcript has 29 exons. The record is from RefSeq and is a predicted model, not a curated record.